GUAACACAUUUACGCGUCACACCGUCGCAGUGACCAAUGCGCGAGCCCUGCUAAACAUUCUGUACACACAGAUUAGCGUAGCCUAGCUUAGCUUAGUCACUUCGCUAGAAUAUGCGAAUUAAAGAGAGGAGGCAGUAAAUGUGUACAGUUUGAUCUGGACUGCACUGGGGACCGCAGCGGGGGAGAAGAAAAAUGGCUGGAAUUAUUAAAAAACAAAUCCUGAAACAUUUAUCCAGGUUUACAAAGAACCUCUCUCCGGAUAAGAUCAACCUGAGCACGCUGAAGGGAGAAGGUCAGCUCUCCAACCUGGAACUGGACGAGGAGGUUCUGCAGAACAUGCUGGAUCUGCCCACGUGGCUCUCCAUCAGCCGCGUCUACUGCAACAAAGCCGCCAUCAGAAUCCAGUGGACGAAAUUAAAGACAAGCCCCAUAUGCCUGUUUCUUGACAAGGUGGAAGUAGAGAUGAUGACAUGUGAGGAGCCUCGCCCUCCUAACGGUCCUUCCCCCAUUGCCAUCACCGCAGGUCAAAGCGAGUACGGCUUUGCAGAGAAGGUUGUGGAGGGCAUGUCAGUCAUCAUUAACUCCAUCGUUAUUAAAGUGAAGUCCAGAGCGUUUCACGCCUCCUUCGAGCUCUGGCAGCUUCAGGGCUUCAGUCUGAACCCUAAGUGGCAGAAGACUGACCUCCGAUACACUCGGAUCACACACCCUAAGAGAGGAGAGGUGCUGACCUUUAAAGAAAUUAACUGGCAGAGUUUGCGUAUCGAGGCAGACGCUAUAAAGAGCGAGGACCAGGAUUUGGGAAGCACACCGCUACGUCUCAUCACCAACCAGGGUCGCAUCCGCAUCGCUCUUAAACGCAGGGUAAAGGACUGUAAUGUUCUGGCAUCAAAGCUGCUCUUCAUCCUGGAUGACCUGCUGUGGGUUCUGACCGACUCGCAGCUUAAAGCCGUUAUCCAUUACGCUAAAUCUCUGAGCGAGGCCAUGGAGAAAUCCGCACAGCAGAGGAAGAGCAUGGAGACAGCCCCCACCUCACCUGGACCCCGUCCACCCUGGCCAGAGCCACACCCAGCCCCUGUGGCCACGCCCAACACUUUAGCAGAGUAUUUCGACCUUUAUGAUGUGAAAGAGUCGUCGUAUCACACAUUUAUUUCUCGCCUUGACCUGCACAUCUGCAACGACAGCUCAUCACCAGAAACAGACGAACCACCUAUUCCAGGCUCCCAGGGUGCAAUGCAGCUGACCUUUCGUAAACUGGGUUUCGAUUAUUACCCCUUCCACAGACCAAGUGAUGGCUGUCGUCAUUGGGAGCGUUACUGCAGCGCUUUGGACUCUCGAACUCAGUGGGCAUCGAAACUGCUACAGGAUUUUCAGAAAAAACUGGAGAGCUCAUUAUUUCCCCAGCCUUCAUCGGAACCUUGUGAACCCAACACACAGUCUCCAGCCAAAAAAAUACACGGAGAUGGAGAGUCUGUAACAGUAACAAACGCUGACGAAAGUUUAGCUUUAAAGAAACUCCGCUCCAGCUGCAUGGUGAUCCGUGUGGACGAUCUGGACAUCCAUCAGGUGUCCACCGGGGGGCGUCACAGCAAGAAAACCCAGUCGCUUUUAUCGUGUAACCGCAAAGUGCUGAACAUGGCAGAGAACACUCCCGCGAUCCACCUGCAGUUUACCGAGUAUUACUUCCCUCACAGUGCCGGAGGACCGGUACCAUGCUCUAAUCUGUACGGGCAGCUGAACGGUCUGCAGCUGUGUGUUGAUGCUGCGAGCGUGUUGUGGAUGUAUGCGUUUUGUCGUGGCUUGCUGACGACUCUGGAGCAGGUGAAGGCCUUUUAUCACCUGCAGGACAGCAGCAAGAGUGACGAACACGUGGACGUCAGAGUGGACGCUUCACAGCUGAAGCUGAUUGUUCCUCUCGACUCGUCCAUCUUGGAGCACCCCGAUCGUCCACAUUCUCUGGGUUUCACUCUGUCUCAGGCAUUUCUGAGCAACACCAAUCACUCUCCUCACUCGUCGUUCUCCGAUCUCGAGUCCACGUUCUCUUCUUUUUCCUCUCAGCCGUUUUUCCGACCCUCACCAGGCUCUCCUUUUCCUCGUGACCGCAACACCUUGCACCCUCUUCCUCCGGCGUUUCUAAAGUCCGACCCGUCGCUCUUACUUUCACGUUCAUCUUCGCAAGACGUCUGGAGUCUAAGUCUGUCCAGAGCUGCAGGGUAUUUUGAAGGCGCUCGGCGAGGAGGCAAAGCGCCGCCGUUCAUGGAGCCGUUUGCUGCGUGUGUAUGGAUGUGCCGACCGCAAGCUUUAACGAGGUCGAUUAAUCAGGACGGAUCGUUAACCGAUGCAGGAAAUGGGACGGCAAAACCGUCCAAUCACGACACUCCAUCAGCAUCCUUCCACUUCCUGGUUCAAUCCAUCACUCCAAUCCGAAUGUGGCUCAGUCAUUAUCAGUAUGUUGCUCUUCUCCGGAUGAAGGAUUACCUCGCUAGGUUAGCCUCUGACCUCAAUCGCUUUCCGAGUGCAAAAACGAAAACGCAGGCUUCACCAUCGGUGUGUGUAUCACUCCUGUUAGAGUCGCUGGAGCUCGGUUUGCUUCUUCCGCCCGUCAUCGAGAAAACAGAAGAAGCAGAAGCGCCAGAGGAAACGGACACACCAAGCCUGACAGACUCUGAUCUCUCGCCGUCGCGCCCAGACAGCGGGAUUGUUGGAAGCACUGAAAAAGCGUUAGAGCAGGAGGAGGAGGUGUGUGAUGGAGCCGGAGAGGGGCCUGUAGAGGAGGCAUGCGAGGCUAUUGAAGAGGGAUUGGACGAAGGGAAAAGGCAGGGAGGCGAUUCGCAGUUCGCACCAUUAGUCGCCUCAGCAUCACUGUCUCCCGCUACAGUGCAGAAUCAGAACACUUCCAUGGUCAGCCUGGAGGGGGAGCUGUCCAACGCACUCAGUGUGACCAAAGACGUCACUAAAGAUGCCCUCAGCGCUUCCCUGGACCUCACCAAGGGGGCUCUGUCCAUCACUAAAGACGCUUUCAGCAUCCUGAGCCGCGGCUCUGCCAUGAGCAAAAUAUUCAGCACUCAGAGCAAAGAACCAGACGAUUCUGCUCUGCGUCUGCCGCCCCUUAAACACUCGUUUUCCCAGAAUUCCUGUGACAGUGUUGUCAUGGACACCAGCACCGUUGACGACAGACUCUCACUGGACAGCGACACCAGUGAAAACUUCAUCAUCUUCACAGACUCGGAUUCCGCUCGUCCUAACGGCACUCCCAUCCACUCUGUGAGAACAGACGGAGGAUCAUCUGCUGAUCUGAGCAGCUCUUUGUCUCACAGCUCUGACAACAUGUCUCAGGAUAUGGUGUUUGUGCUGCUGCUGUCUCUGCGUGCUGUUCGCUCUCUGAUGCAGCUCCAUGAGCAGGACGCAGUGGUGGCGACGGAGGUUCAGUCUGUUACGCCAGAGCAGCUGGGAAACCAGCGAAUGGUGGACCUGCAAACGUUCACACAUUGUGCUUCCUCUCCACCGAUGUCCCCUGUGUCCCGCCCCCCAGUGCUGUGCGUCAGGGUGGAGGCGGGGCCAGGGGCAGGGCGUCACUGCCGCACGGCGGAGAGUGCAGGUUUCGUAGAGGUGUGUGUGCGCGGGUGCGAGGCCGAGCUGCUCACAUCGACAAUAAACACACUCGGCCCGUUCAUGGAAGACGAGCUGAACUCGGACGCCCAGCCAAUCAGAAUCACCGUGCACAACACCCGCAUUACGCUCAAGGAUGACGGUCCCCGUGUGUAUCCCACCGCCCCCCAGCCUCUUCCUGUCUCCUUUGUCUUAGAUGGUGUAGUUCUGGAGCGACUGGACGAUGCAAUGCUUACAGUCAGACCCACCGCCAGCCAAUCAGGAAACAAAGCCUGUUGUCAACCCGAAGGAGAUGACAAGACCCAGGCUCUACAGUCUGAGCUUUCUGACGUUCACUCCGCACUCUCCGCUGCCAUCUCCGAUCGAGAACGUCUCUUAGAAGAAAUCCGCAAAUACGACCCGUCCUUCGUGCUAUGACCUCACACCACUACUGGGCAAAGGUCAAAAGUCAUAGUUCGAUUGUAGAACUUUGUGUGUGUGUGUGUGGAAAGCUUGUUAUUUAUGUACUCUUCCUGCUCUACUGAUAACCAGGUGCCAUGAAGAGUUUUACUUCCUGAUACUUGUUUACUUCCUGUUACUUAGUAACUGGUUCAGUGUUAACGCUUUUAUUUUUUAUUGUAUUUUUUUUUUUAAUAUUAUUUUGUUGUUAAUAGACCGGUACAGUUAGUAUAGGCUGCUAAUGAGAUACAUCACUGGUGUGUGUGUGUGUGUGUGUGUGUGUGCGUGCGUGUGCGCGUGAGGUGAAAAUGUGUGUGAGGUACAUCAGUUGUAUGUGUAAAUUCAGUUGUAGGUAUUUGUAUAAUACACACACACACACACACACACACACACACACACACAGAGUCAACUCUUUACAUGUGCCAAUUUAAAAAAUGCCACAAAAUAUUUCUCAUCGAUUUCAAGUAAAAUUCACUUUAUUUUUUUUUACACAUACAUCCCACAGUGGACUUCUUUCUCUAAUACCCUCAAGUGCGGUGUGCAACGUGGAGGGGUUUUUGUGCUAAUUAGAACACAACCAUAAACGCUAGACCCUUCUAGACCACAGUAGUGCUGCUGUGUGUGUGUGUGUGUGUGUGGUUAAUACCAAGGUGUAUCACUAAUCACUAACCAGUGCAUGUAUGGGUUAUUUUUAGUGUUUAUUUAAUUAUUUUUUUUUAAAUAAUGUUUUGGUACCAGCUGUGUGAGUGUGUGUGUGUGUGUGAGAGAGGGAUUUGUUCUAAGUUAUAAUUUUUUACAACUUGAUUUGCACAAACCUGAAAAUGUGAUGUGCGAGGUGUUGGUGUGAUCUGCAUGCUCGACUCUCUCUACCUUAGCUGCGUAGGAUCAAGCGUAAAGGUGUUUAAGCGUCUGUUUGAUUUGAGCUACUUGUGGCCCGGUAUGUGAUUAUCGCGGCGGAAGGUAGGAGCAGAUUGUGGUGUGUAAAUAAGUUUACUUUAUUAUUUGUUUGUAAGGCAGAAAGGCAGAAAACUAGCCGCGUGGUCUUAUUUUAAUAAGAUUCUGCGUUCCAGCCAAACGUCGCCUCAUCAUCCUGGAUUAGUUUCGAGGUACUUCCUGUUAUCCGUUAUGUUACCGUAGCUAUAAACAGCCAAAUCUCUCUUGAAGUUAAUGCGCCAAAAAAACAGCUCUUCACGUUACUAAGAAUCCCAAACGUUUCCUACGCCGGGAAUCUCGCUGACGCUUACAGAGUAGACUGACACGCUGACACCGGAGACUCCUUUUUUUUUUUCUUUACACUUCAAACAAAACACAAAACGUCACCAUUGUUAGUUUUAAUCCAGUUAUUUUCAGUCUUAUAUUAUUGUGGCUCCUCGUCCACGCAAGUCGCUGUGUAUUCGCUGUUGCUAUAGAAACGAUAUUCGUAGUAUGGAUAUAAGUAUAGAUACUAUACUAUACUGUAUGUUGUUAUUGUAAAACUAGCAGUUAUGUUACAGCGGGAACUUCAGAGCUGCUUCAAUAGAAAAUUUAUCAUCAUCUGUGGAAUUCGGGUAUAAUUUCCGACACGAUGUCCGACAGAUUCAGCGUUUAUUCGCUUUAAUUACAAAUCCGUUAAAUUACUCAAAAGACCGGCGUUUGCUGACCCCACGACCUUAACCAGGACAUUGAAACCAUUUCACCGUAUCACGCGUCCUUGAUUUAUUUAGGGAACAUUGUAAAGAGCUGGAAGUCCCAUCACUACAGUUACUCACUUUACUGUCUCCGUGUCACGAGAGUGAAAAUGUUCUUAAUCAGGGCUUCCAGCUUGUUUUAAGAAACACAUCAGUCCACUCAGUCCAAUGUCGACUGAACCAGACCCCCCAAAAUACUUAAUGUAUAUAUACUUCACACAUACGUACGUCAAACUUAGUAAUUAUGUUGGCUUUGUAGAAGCCAACAUUCUGUUUUAAUAUUUAAGCUUAGACAAAAAUGUAUCAAGAGUAACUCCUCCUAGGGCUUUCGAGCCACAUGCACCAAAUUUGGAUAUGUUGUAGAUCCUGGUCUGAAGUUUGUCCUGGUCUGUUGUUUUUCUAAGCGAUCCGAGUACCGGUACUACCGGUACCGGGUCUCAAAGUGGCCUUUUUUCCCAUAGACUCCCAUUAUAAACUUUGGAGGUUUAUAACUCGGCAAGCUUUCGAACUAUCUACACCAAACUCGGCCAGCUCCUUUAGGGUGAUACUCUGAACAAACUUUUAAAUUGGUGUACCGACUGGCCUUUCGGUUGUCCCGCAGCCCCGCCCCAAUAUAUGCAAAAUCAAAAAACUUUUUACAACAUGGACAUGUGACAUAUCAAAACACUCAGAACAAUGAGGGGAACUUGCUCAGGAGUAUUCGGAUGAUGUCACAUGCUCGUCUCCACUUACCUCCAAAUGUUUUGGCACCCUAGCUUUCUGUCUACUUGCUUCCAAAAGUAACACUGACCCUUAUGUCCACUCGCCUCCAAAAAGCCAACAUCAAAGUUUGUUGCGACAAACUUUACAAAUCUAGUUAAGUACUUAAGCACAUCUUCAUUUUGCAUUCAACACAUUAACAGAUUAAAGGUAUCACCAAAAGCCGAAGAUUUGGAAAUUUAAGAAAGGGGAAAAAUAGUUUAGUCUGGGAACGAAGAAAGAUAUGGUUACAUUAGAGAUAUGGUUACAUUAAAGUCUGUGUUUUUUGUGGGUUUUUUGUUUUGUUUUGUUUUUUUUCUCAAUCAUUAUGCAUCAUUUGCUCAUUUUGUCAGAGUUUAUGGCUCUGGAUAUUUUGCCUCCUAGAGAAGUAACUUUUUUUUUUGUUUUUAAACCUUCAGAUCAGUUCCAGUACCAUUAUUAGUUAAACAUCAUGACACAGUUAAUUGCAAGUUAAACACUGUAUGAUCUAUAAAUCUAAGCAGAAAAUGUGUGACUUUUUAUUAGGUUUAAAAAAAACAAAAAAAACACCAAGGCUGAUCUGGACUCCAGUGCGACUCAGUAAGACUCUUGUAACAGACUUUGUUCUCCUCGAACUGUUUACAGGUGAAAAAAACUUUUCAAACUUUUAGUCAAGACCAAGAUUAUAUUUUAGCGAGACCGAUGCUGGGUCCAAACACAAAUGCCAAAAAAGUCAAUGCAGAAAUCGCUGUCUGAUAUCAGCUGUAAAAACAAAUCCAUCCCAGGUCUUGCAGUAAAUUGAUAGAUCACUGAUUCGUAGCAGACAAUGAACAAUAUUUAAAUACCAAGCAAGAAUACAUCAUUUCAAAGAAAGAGGAAUUUGGAAGGUGUUUUUUAAAAAAAAAUAAAACUCCCCAUGUUUACUUGGUAGUGUAGAUCACAUUGCGAUGACGUUGACGUUAUUAUUUCUUUUCACACUGAACAGCGUCGUAGCCUUAGUGUAAAAUGUGUAGCAUUUUUUCGCGGGGGGGGGGGGGGGGCGCAACUUUAACGCUGUAAGAAUGUAAACGGUCUUCCACAUGAGUGUGUGAGUGGGUGUGUGCUAGUGUGUACGCUGUGAGACACACCGAGAGAAACACAGCAACAAAAAAACAACUAAGAUAAGCUUCGUUUGCCUUCAUUUUCCCGUAAACUUUUUUAUGCAUGAUCAAACUCGAUAUUUUACACAAGCACAACACUUGUGUAUAUAUCAGCGUGUAUAUCAGCGUCAUGAGUUUUAUUUAAGAGACGUCGUGUUGGAUUGGGACGCAGCCCAGUCUCCUGUAGUUUCUAAGGAUUUUCAAUGUAUUUUUUUUUUUUUUUUUUUAAAUUUUAGGAAUAGUCUCUUUGUGUGUAUCAGUAAGUAAGUCAAGUGAAGGUCACGAACCUUUCGGUUCACUCGUUAAACGCUCGUUGUGUUUCGCCUACGAUGCAGAUACGCCGACUACGUGGCCUCGUCCCAGUCGAAUAAGGCACGCACGCCUGACUCCUGUUAUACCGCUGGAGUUUCUGUAAUAAAAGCGACGCCGUCCGUGAUCAGUUUGGUCGGCUUUGUCCCAAACCGCAAUCCACCCUACUCACUUUGUCCCUUCUCAGCUUCCAGGGAAAUUCGUCAGGUGCUGAUAUUAAGUGGUUUCUAUUACAGAACGUGAGACACGUUUUUUUUUUCUCGGGUGCUAUCUACCCAGGCAGCGUCCUUCUAAACGGAACGCCGGGGGACAUGACGUUAUUAUUAAACAUCCAUGAUCCAGUGCAGUGUGUGCUCAACAUCCUGCAGUACGUCGUAUAGUAUAACCGAAUUAUCGCUCUAUACCUAGUUUAGACACUUCAUUCUGGGGAUUUUAGGACCUGUCCUGCGGUCUGUAUAGAUGCGAGUGCUCUCAUGAUUACAUUUCCAAGAUUCUGUAAUGGACUAGUCAAAAAUGACCGUGUGUUCCUGAGUCAUAUUUCGUCUGAUCCCUACUUAAUAAAAAUAAUGCAUGGCCAUGACGACUUAAGUCCAGGUUAACACUUAACACAGAGAAUGAGAUCAGUCAGUGAGUGUAGCCACAAUUUAACACGUGAGAACGAGAUAAUUGCAUCUGAGCACUGCUUAGCCACAUAAGCAAAUGAGAUAAUAAAGUAACUGAAGCCACGACUCAAGAUAUUCAAGUGUGGCCAUAUAAUGUGUAAACGAGAUAAUUGUGGUCUCGACUUGACAACAGAAGACGAUGUGAGAAUAAUUAGUAACACGAGCAAACGAGAUAAUUAAGGUGGUGAAGCCAUGACUCUGUAACGCAACAGAACAGGAUCAAUAUGUGUAGAAGUAACGAGAGAAAACGAGAUAAUUAAGUUGCGGCUAUACCUAAUUAUCUUGUUCUCCCAUGUUAAAUGUUGUACUAAGAUGAGAAAAUGAGAUAAUUGUGGCCAAGGCUGACAAUGCGAGAAGUAAACGUGGACAUUACUUAAUAAUGUGAGCAAACGAGUUAAUUAAGUGAAGUGAAGUGACUUGCGUAACAUGAGAAAAUGAGAUAAUUAUGUCUGUAACAUGAGAAAAUGAGAUAAUUAUGUCUGUAACAUGAGAAAUUGAGAAUUAAGUCUGGCUGUAACACGAGAAAACAAGAUAAUUAAGCGUGGCCAGGACUUACCAGUGUGAGAUGAGAUAAUUCUGGCUACAAUUCUGUAACGCAACCCAAGAUAAGAACUCCACAACUCACAAAACAAUGAACGUCUCGCUUCUGUCAUUUCCAAUAACGAGAUAAAUUAGAUGUUGUGGUAAUGCUAAUGUUUAUUGUUCAUUAAUAUAAAAACCAUGUAGUAAUGUAUAAUAUCAAUAAUAAUUAUCAUCCUCAUCAUUUUCAGCCCUAGUAAAGUGAUGAUUAUGAGGUUGUAGCCACGUGUUAUUAUUUUAAACAGCUAUGUCACAAGCAAUGGUCUUUCAACUUUUUGUAAAUAAUAAAAGAAAAUACUAAUAAUUUCAGCCCUAUUCCAGUUUUUCCCUAAUUGUUGAGAUGCACCAGCAGGUUAACAUAAAAAAACAUUUAGAACAUUAUAAGUUUGACCCAGGAGCAGACUCGAUUAUUUUUUCCCCUACUUUUAACUUUUAAGGCUCUAAAAGAUGUGUGUUAAUAACAGGAUCGUUACAUCACACAGCGUGAACAAGGCCAUGAGUGAGAUUAGAACAUCUGGGCUAAAUGGGACACGACCCAGAGACAUCAAGUGUACUUGAUUCCUCAUUAAUACACUACAACUCCAUCACGUGCUCACACGCAUGAUCUCAGAUCCCGUAACAGUGUUCAGAUGUUCAUUUUAUAUUUAUAUCAUCGUGGGGUAUUUACUGAUUGAGGGGGGGAACAAAUUGGUUCUGUGAACCAUGACUGUAUGUGCAGAAUAAAAAAAAAAAACAAAUUGAAUGA
Molecule: messenger RNA, 9862 nt
Organism: Tachysurus vachellii
Lineage: Eukaryota; Metazoa; Chordata; Actinopteri; Siluriformes; Bagridae
Gene: bltp3a
Product: bridge-like lipid transfer protein family member 3A
Exons: 21
Coding region: 193-4023 (1276 amino acids)
Source: RefSeq, a predicted model, not a curated record